This is a messenger RNA of Heterotrigona itama, 1948 nucleotides long. Lineage: Eukaryota; Metazoa; Arthropoda; Insecta; Hymenoptera; Apidae. The record is from the annotation of a GenBank genome assembly.
AUGUAUGGACUGAAGGUAGUUGAAAAACCUGUGCAUCAUAUGCAUCAUAGUCAAACAAAGUAUUAUGUAAACAUUCGUUCGGAUCUUCUUGCAAAAGUUUACUUUUACAUUGCAAUUUUCCAUUUUCCAUCGAUUGUUUCGAUACCCGUUGAGGAAGUUUUAUACGCGGUAUAAAUGUUGAAUAAGGAAUUUUUUUAUUUGUGGAGUAAAAACUGAGAUUGAUCCAAUGUGGCAUGCUAUAGUCAUCAGGUGCAUUGAUGGAUGUAUCUUUGUUAUGAAACUACAAUUAUAUUAUAAAUAUUAAUAUUUAUAUAUUAUUAUUACUAUAUAAUAUUUUAAGUAGAAAUACCUUUAAUAAAGGAACUGCAUGUAAUGGUUGUUCUCCAACACAUACCAAAUCACUACCAACUCCGUUAUCAAUGAUUCUUUGUUUUGUAACAUUUGUUAACUCUCUAUCAACUUCAAAAACACCUACACCAGACAGUUGCAUGUCAUCCUGCAGAGCUGUCUUUAAAGCAAAAAGUUCCUAAAAAUGCGGCGUCUGCUAGAGCACUUAUAGUGUUUAGUUAUCAAGGAAAACAGAUGCGUACCAAGGGCCUGCUACUGUUGCUUAUCUGCAUAGCAGGGAGCAGCAUCAUUUUCAUUGCUUUCAGCAAUCAACGACCUUCCAUACAGACUCUAGUUACAGAGACACACAAGCAGUUACGAAACUUCCAAGAAAAUUUGAAAGAUGUUGAAGAGAAACGCUUGGUAACAGAUUCCAAGUAUCUUGCAAUGCUUGGUCUUGAUGGACAAACAAGCACAACACCUUUUAGUUUUAAAUCUCAAAAUGUGACUGUUGUAUCUCUUAUUAGGCCUGGAAAUGAGCAACACAUUUAUGGUUUUGUGAGAAAUAUCAGUCAUUUUUUGCCAAAUAACAGUAUUGUUAUAUAUAGUGUUGGAUUAAAUGAGGACUCUCUGCAAACUAUUAGAAUAGCUUGUAAUUCUACAAAGUGUAAUGUGAUUCAUUUUGAUAUAAGUCUAUUUCCAGCCCAUGUUGAAGAUGAUAGGUUACAUGUUUAUAGACCUCUAGUUAUUCAGACAGCUUUAAACACGUUAGGAAACAUAUUGUACAUGGAUUCUAACAUGCGUUUAAACUCUUCAGACAUUUCAAAGUAUCUUUUACCAAAAUCUGGAAUUUUAACUUGGCCUACAAGGCAUGCAAUUAGCUCUUUAACACAUCCAAAGAUGUAUGAGUAUUUCCAUGUUUCUGCAGAAAGUUUCUUUUUUCUUCCUUUAAUAAGAGCAUCACAUUUAGUAAUUAGAAACGUUAAAGAAAUUAGAGAAAAAGUAAUGUUGCCAUGGGUUCAAUGCGCACUAACAAGAGAUUGUAUUUCUCCUAUUGGAGCUCAAUCAGCGGGUUGCCGAUUUAAUAAGAAACCACAAUACCGGUAUUCCGGUUGUCACGCAUAUGACGCUUCUGCACUGAACAUCGUACUCGGAUUACACUUUAACUUCGACGAUACAUAUUACGUACAUCAAGAGCGGGAAACGUAUUUUAAUAAGGUACAAGCAGAGGAAAUUACAGAAGAGUAUCUUAUGAUCACGCGACAGAAUAAUGCGACUGAAUCGAACUUAAGAAAUAUUAUAUCAAUGGAACGUUAAUUUCUCCGAGAUCACGAUUCGUUUUAAAUUACCAAUUAAGUGAUAUGUCGAUCAAGCACAAGUUAAUAUAAGAAAAUACAGAAAUAAUUUAAGGGACAAAUAAAGACUUCGGUGAAUAAACUAUAUGCAUAUCAUUACCUUUAAAAAGUAAAUUAGUUCAACGUUCUUUGAAUGUAUUUAGAAAUUAAAUAUUCGAAUGAACGCUCCCAUUUAUUCGGAGAUAUUAAGCUGAAACUUUAACUAGAAAGAUGCAAUUUAAAAAAUUCGGAAAUUAAUUUUUUUAAUUAGUAUUUUUUUUUUUUUU